Molecule: messenger RNA, 2104 nt
Organism: Bombina bombina (fire-bellied toad)
Lineage: Eukaryota; Metazoa; Chordata; Amphibia; Anura; Bombinatoridae
Gene: NUDT13
Product: nudix hydrolase 13
Exons: 9
Coding region: 258-1340 (360 amino acids)
Molecular function (GO): metal ion binding; hydrolase activity
Source: RefSeq, a predicted model, not a curated record
CACUUUACACUGUGGGUCACAACCUGUUAUUAGAGGCCAAAUAUCCACACAAGAAUACAACACCUAAGGACUACAAAUCCCGCGAUGCUUCGCUGCGUAAAACCCUCAAGUUGGCAUACGGACGAUGGUCUUUGUUGCAUGCUGGAAAAUGUAGUCAAAAUAAAAUUUCACGCGCCUUGGAAUAAUUAGACAAAGCACGACUAGUGACUACAUUUCCCAGCAAUCUCUGCUCGUCCCGGCGAAAGUUUUUUUUUUUUAUGAUCCAAGUUCAUCCAGAAAAACAAAGAUUAAGAGCUGUUUGCCAGGCGCUGAAGAUGCUGGGACGUGUUGCGCGCAGGCCGGUCACAUCCCUAUGUAUAAGGCACUACUCAUCAUACGUAAGGCACACCAGGUUUUUGUUUGAACUAAAAGAAAACGACGAAGCUUGUCGCCAAGCGCUGAGAUCAGGAUCGUUUUAUGUGUUUCACAACCUCUCCCCCUUCCUACGCAAAUCAGACGGUUGCUAUUCAGCGCCAACAGUUAACGCAUCAGAACUAAGAAGAAUCCUAAAAAAACAUGGGAAGGACGAGGGCACAUUGGAAGACUCUGUGCUAAUUGGCUGUUCGGAUUCAGAGGAGAUCGAGUUUGCCCUUGAUCUUGGGUCGCUGGAAAAAUCUAACUUAGAAGAAGAGUUAGCGGGAACCUUCACAGAUCUACGCAAAGCCUUUCUUCAACUACGCGGGAUGGGAACCCCAUGUCUGUCGCAGGCUCAAGCACUUCUGCGCUGGCAUGACACGCACCAAUACUGUAGCAAAACGGGAAAACCCACGCAAAAAAACGUCUCUGGGAGUAAAAGAGUUUGCAGCGCAAAUGGAACAAUCUAUUACCCCCAGAUGUCUCCCGUCGUCAUCACGCUGGUGUCACACAGGGAUCGCUGCCUACUUGCCCGUCAGCCGGGAUUCCCUCCGGGGAUGUACACAGCGCUUGCCGGCUUCUGCGACAUUGGGGAGACACUGGAGGAGACAGUUCGUAGAGAAGUAGCAGAGGAAGUCGGCCUUGAGGUGGACUCUCUGCGAUAUUCAGGAUCACAGCACUGGCCGUUCCCAAAUAGCUCCCUGAUGGUCGCCUGCCACGCGGCUGUGAUGCGGGACGAGAUCAACGUGAACUCAGUAGAGCUGGAAGCUGCUCGGUGGUUCACCCUAGAAGAGGUGGAAGAGGCUUUACAGAGAGAUCACAGGGCAAUUAAUAAAUCAGAUGGAACUAUACCUGUGUGGGUGCCACCAAAGUGGGCGAUAGCUCACCACCUGAUCCGGGAGUGGGUGCAGGAGCAGAGGGCGUCUCUGUCAGGAGCAACUACCUAGGAACAGUGACCGUGCUAUGUGGCAUUGUACAUUUACACCUCACUGUGCAUCUUGUAUUUAUACACACAGGUUGUGAUGCACUACUCAGUGUCACAGGGCUCUUGCGCAGUUGUCACAUUUAUACCUGCGUGAUGGUGCUAAAAGUAACGUGGUGCGAUUAUUUUAUAGUUUUACUUCUGUACAAAACAGGUUGGUGAGACAUUUGGCCUCUUACGCACACGGAGACCAAUUUGUAAUCAUGACCGACCUUUCUGACCCACAACCUGGGAUGUCCCUCUGAGGACUGCCUGAGCCCCACAUGGUCAAGUAGUAAUGAAAGUGAUAAUUCAUUUCAUAUGCCUGGCUAAAAAAUUUUUUUAUUAUUAAUUCAUGAUCUUAGACUUUAUCUUGAAUGUAAUCAUAUGUAAUAUAUGUAUCUGUAUAGAGCAUGAGCAUAUAUUGAUAAUUUGUUAUUCUCGAGGGACACGAAUGCUGCAUUUUGCUCAGGGCUUAGGCGUUUGGCUUUUUCGGAACUGGAUUUGUUAGAAAAGUACAACACACUAAUAUCUGUACAAAUCCGGAUAUUCAUCGGCUGCUCUUCUUUCUUAAUAAAUUCAGUAUUGGAAAGAGCCAAAUGCCUCAGACCUCAGCUAUAUUUGGCAUUAGUUUUCCUCACAAAUAAUUAAUGCUGAAUAUAUGCACAUACCUCAUGUUAUACUGACUGCUGUGAAUGGAUUUGAUCUGUUACCAUAAUGUGUAGAAAUAAAAAUUGACAGCACAUCCUC